Messenger RNA from Larimichthys crocea (large yellow croaker), 7147 nucleotides. It is a transcript of the gene mkln1, whose product is annotated as muskelin 1, intracellular mediator containing kelch motifs. The record is from RefSeq and is a predicted model, not a curated record. Gene Ontology annotation, cellular component: cytoplasm. Lineage: Eukaryota; Metazoa; Chordata; Actinopteri; Sciaenidae. The transcript has 18 exons. Gene Ontology annotation, molecular function: protein binding. The coding region runs from base 354 to 2324 and encodes 656 amino acids.
ACGUCCACGUUAGCUCCAGCGUUAGCUGCUGUUACCUGCUUUAGCCACGAUGGCUAAUCACUUGAAACAGUUGUUAUGAAACGACCUGUCACGCUUUACGGUUCACACACACACACAGACUCAUGAAUGAUGUAGUUUUUUUGCCUGUUGCUGGUUCUGGAGAUACAGUUUAGCGGAAUAUCUUGGUGGACAAACCUAAUGAUCAGUCUUCCAGGUGGUCGUCUGAGAGCAACUACCCUCCACAGUUUUUAAUCUUGAAAUUGGAAAGGCCGGCGAUUGUUCAGAGCAUCACCUUCGGGAAGUAUGAGAAGACUCACGUCUGCAACCUGAAGAAGUUUAAAGUGUUUGGUGGGAUGAGUGAAGAGAACAUGACAGAGCUUUUGUCCAGUGGCCUUAAGAAUGACUACAACAAGGAAACGUUCACCUUAAAGCACAAGAUCGACGAGCAGAUGUUUCCCUGCCGAUUCGUCAAAAUAGUGCCUCUGAUGUCUUGGGGUCCUAGUUUUAAUUUCAGCAUCUGGUACAUUGAGCUGCACGGUAUCGAAGAUCCUGACGUGGUGCAGCCCUGCCUUAACUGGUACAGCAAGUACAGAGAACAGGAAGCCAUCCGCCUUUGCCUCAAGCACUUCCGACAGCAUAACUACACAGAGGCCUUCGAGUCACUGCAAAAGAAGACCCGGAUAGCACUGGAGCACCCGAUGCUCACCCACCUGCACGACCGGCUGGUGCUGCAAGGAGACUUUGACGCCUGCGAGGAGCUCAUAGACAAAGCUGUGAGAGAUGGUUUGUUUAACCAGUAUAUCAGCCAGCAGGAGUACAAGCCCAGGUGGAGUCAGAUCAUCCCGAAAUGCAACAAAGGUACAAGCGCCCAAGAAAUCAACCGAGACGACAUGAACAGUGAUGGCGACGACAACCGGCCGGGCAUGCGGGGAGGACAUCAAAUGGUCAUUGACGUCCAGACUGAGACCGUGUACUUGUUUGGGGGCUGGGACGGCACACAGGACCUGGCUGACUUCUGGGCUUACAGCGUGCAGGAGAACCAGUGGGCCUGCAUCUCCAGAGACACUGAGAAAGAGAGUGGUCCAAGUGCUCGUUCAUGCCACAAGAUGUGCAUUGACUCCCAGCGGCGUCAGAUCUACACGCUGGGUCGGUACCUGGACUCCAGUGUCAGGAACAGCAAGUCGUUGAAGAGCGACUUUUACCGCUACGACAUCGACGCCAACACCUGGAUGCUACUCAGCGAGGACACGUCAGCUGACGGCGGGCCAAAGUUGGUGUUUGACCAUCAGAUGUGCAUGGAUUCAGAGAAGCACAUGAUCUACACAUUUGGCGGUCGCAUCCUGACAUGUAACGGCAGCGUGGAGGACAGCCGGACCUCAGAGCCUCAGUUCAGCGGCCUGUACGCCUACCACUGUCAGGCCGGAACGUGGAGCCUCCUGCGGGAAGACUCGUGUAAUGCCGGGCCAGAGGACGUCCAGUCCCGCAUCGGACACUGCAUGCUCUUCCACACUAGAAACCGCUGUCUGUACGUGUUCGGAGGUCAGAGGUCAAAGACGUACCUCAAUGAUUUCUUCAGCUACGACGUGGACGGCGACCAUGUAGAGAUCAUAUCUGAUGGCACCAAGAAGGACUCAGGCAUGGUGCCGAUGACGGGCUUCACCCAGAGAGCCACCAUCGACCCUGAGCUGAACGAGAUUCACGUCCUGUCGGGCCUCAGCAAGGACAAGGACAAACGUGAGGAGAACGUCCGCAACUCCUUCUGGAUCUACGACAUCGCCCGCAACAACUGGUCAUGUGUGUAUAAGAAUGAUCAGGCAGUGAAAGAAAACCCGAGUAAAGCUCUGCAGGAGGAGGAGCCGUGUCCACGCUUUGCACACCAGCUGGUCUAUGAUGAGAUGCACAAGGUUCAUUACCUUUUUGGUGGAAACCCCGGGAAGUCUUGUUCUCCCAAGAUGCGCCUCGACGACUUCUGGUCCCUCAAACUAUGUCGGCCCUCCAAGGAGUACCUGCUCCGCCACUGCAGAUACCUCAUCAGGAAAUACAGGUUUGAGGAGAAAGCCCAGUCAGAACCACUGAGUGCACUAAAAUACCUGCAGAACGACCUUUCACUCACCGUGGACCACACAGACCCUGAUGAGACCAAAGAGUUCCAGCUUCUGCCCUCGGCUCUCUUCAAGUCCAGCUCCGAGUUCAUCCCCCUGGGUUUCUCUGACGUGGACCAGACGUACGCCCAGCGGACGCAGCUCUUCGACACGCUCGUCAACUUCUUCCCUGACAGCAUGACUCCACCCAAGGGCAACCUGGUAGAUCUCAUCACGCUUUAGCCCCCUUUCUCACCCCACUGGCACAACCCACCCCUCCCCCAUCACCUCACCCACUGGACUGACUGAACAACCCACCCAUCCAAGCACCUGAUGGGAUGGAGGAGACACAGAUCCAGUUAUUUUUCUAUAUUCCUGAACCCUCCGGGCGGGAUUACACUUCAUCUGGAACCUUCUGCUGUCCGGCGAUGGUCUUAAAACACACCCUUGAAACAACACUGUGGUGUCUGAGCAAAACUCCACGACCUGAGGUGUGUGUGUGUGUGUUUUCCUUUUCCCAAGACAUCCCAUUGGUUUUUCUUGCUGACGAAGCACGUAAAGCCCCUCUAAACUCUGCCAAACAAGGCUUGUGUUUUUCAUCUUCACUUUUUUUUCACCCUAGAAAAGAUGAGGCCAAAAAAAAGAGGAUUUGCUCGCAUUUGUUUGCAGUCGUUUUUCAUAGAUCUUUUUUCCUUUUUGUCAGUGGAUUUCUGUUCUGUACCCACACAGUCGACCACAUGUUCGAAGCAAAACCAAUGGCGUCGGUUCAGACCAAUUAUUACGAAGGUUUAAGUUCACAUUCACCAGUUUAAUUUAUUUGAAGACAGGCCGGUGCGACCGCAACACGGGUAACCGCUCCACUCUCUGCAGGUACAAGCCGCUCUCCACCGUUCUUUUGGUCAAAUUUCAGCAUUGCUCCUGCAAAGUGUCACGUAAACGCUCAUCUUGAUGAUUUGGUCAGCUUGCCUUCCUGUAACACAUACCCCUAUUUAUGAUCGUGACGGCAACGCAAAGGCAAAAAAAAAAAAAAACAAACCAAAAAAAAAGUCAAAUGUAAUAGUGUUGUAUGAACAAUAGAGGAAUGAUUCUAUGAGAUAAAGUUUAAUAUAUAUCUAAAUAUACCUUUUUAUCUUUUUGGUUGUUAUCCCUGUAAAAGUGGUCAAUUUGGAUUUCCUACAGGAGACACACGAUGAAUAUUUUUUUCCCUAAGUAAUUAAUGGACUGUAACUUCAUUCUAAGUAAACGCUGUACAGAAUAUGUAAAUAUACAUAUAGGACAUUUCUGGAGCAGAUUCUGUGCUGGAUCGUGUUCUUUAUCGUCCCUCUUCCUCCAAAGGCCAGGGUCCACAUAUAGUAACUUUCUGGCUCUACAUUUAAUACUCAUUCUGACUCCAUUUGGAAGAAAACAGUUGGUGUGCGUGUGAAUGAAGUGCUGGUGCCAGUAAUCCAGUUUGACAAUUCAGAGUGAUGACAGGAUGUUCCUUCAGUGUGAUGAAUUAAUGAGUGAAAUAUUCUUUUUUUUUUUCCCUAAAAAAUCCAUGUCCCCUGAACAGAUUUGUGACGUAAACAGCAGCGUCAGUAGAACCAGCGUAGCCUACCUGUCAUCUGUCCCAACCAUGUAAUGUAGAAGCACGUAUACCAUGGCCGCAGCAAAAUGCCCUAAAUCAUCAAAUUAUGAACACUAGUUGGUAUUUCAAUUCCAUAAGUAAAAGUUACUCAUGUUGAUGUUGGCAGUGUUGGUUCAGCACACUGAAAUAUCUCAACAACUCAUGAACAGAUUGAGACGAGAGUUAUAACCUACUGAUGUGUCAUGUAGUGCCACCAUGAGGCUGACAGUCCACCAUAUUUACACAUUCGUGGUCCCCAGAGGAUGUAUUGAAUGUACAAACCAUAAGGUUUAUCAAAUGCGGUUUGAACAUUCAUUCCCCCACAACUCUGUUUCUGUCCAAAACUUCACUGCAAAACUACUGACAUUCCCAUGAUUCUCAGCUGUACUUUAUACCUGCUAAAGAUCAUACUGAUGUUAGCAUUUAGCUCAAGCUCACAGUGUGAUCCCGCCUUUCUGUUUUCUGAAUUAAAACUACUCCCUGUACCGCAGAAUUGUUAACCCACAUGUCACGAUUCACUCAAAUAUGAAACAAAUUUCUCACCGAGCUAUUCAAAUCUGUUAUUGGACACACGCAGCUCUUUAGCUAAGCCUUGCUGUGGCGUCCUUCUCUGAUCAUUUCAACUCUGUUCUUUUACUGUUAGUGAGAUCACAUCUGCCAAUCAGAAUCUACAACUUUGAGUGGCCAUGGUAUAAGUUGAUCACAGACAUGAGCUGGUUUUGGUUCACACACUGUCUGCCUGUUGCAUCUUUUUUUUUUUUUUUUUUUACACAUCCUACAAAGACUGAACACCAGAGGAGCUCUGUUCAGAAAGUUAUUUAUUGUUUCUGAUAACGUAAUACUUGAAUUACUCACAUAGGAAGAGUGUGAAACUGCUGAUUUGUAGCUCAACUGUCAGUCCACCACCAACACUAACAGGAAUGUCUUUCACAGUUUCAGAAAAAGAAAAAAAAAGUCAUAUCUGUUGUAACGACUUGUUCAAGGACACUUCAGAAGGACGUGAGCUCACAAAGCGGCAGUGCUUUGAGUUAAAGUUGAAAAGUUUACCUCUGCUGUCACCAAAUCAUUAAGGAGUCUGUGUACAUCGGUGCUUACUGGUCACUCCGUUUGUCAGUUUUCUUGUUUAUCGUCUUGCGUGACUCUCAGUCAAACACUUAGGGAUUGUUACCCAGCGUUCAUUGGUCAGGUGAAAGCAACAAGUGAUUGUCUCUCCCGGUCCUACGUUUAGAAACAUCAGGACACUGCGUGACUUGACAUCCCUGGCAAACCUGCUAUGACUGUUAACCACUAUUUGUACAUAAGUGUUUAAUGUACAGGAUCAGUACUAUUUCUAUCUACGAGCUUGAAGAACAUCGAGGACUUCAUUAGGUCAGCGUGAAAGGGGUUCAGAGAUGGUUUGUUCAUUGUGUAACUUAAUCGCGGGGGGUAACAUCCGUAAUCCGAGUGAAAUUCAGCGUUUACUGAGGCUUGAGAUCAGACAUGAGUUAGUUUACCUAUGAGUCACUCUUUAGUAGCAUUUUACAGACCAUGAUUUACAUGUAAUACACUUAUUUUGAAAUUGAAGGACCAUACUGGUGUUUUUCAUCGGAAAGACCGUAUCAUUACAAAUCAUGUAAAGUAAAAGUGAGCCUCAACUACAUCGUCCUAAAUAUUGGCCUCAUUUUGUCUGAUUUCAUCAUUAUAUUAGCGAACAGUAAACCCAAAAGCUCCUUCAACACUUGUUACUGUUUGAGUAUUUCCAGAAUCUUCCGAAGAAAGAAAUAUUUCAUCACUGCGAGAUUUUUAAACUCUUAUACAAGAUGUGAUUCUAUUUCUUCAUCCAGGGAGCUGGAAAAAAACAACUACUAAUAAAUAUAACAAAAGAAAAAUAUAAAAUAACACUCCUGUGUAAAAAUAAUAACUCUUUCAUGUCACAAAUUAAGCAAAGACAUUUUAUCAACAUCGGGAAGCAGUUUUGUUAGAAUAUUCUGGAAAUACUGUGAUAACAGUAACAAGUAUGUACAGUAGUUCUUAUAUAAUAUAUAGUUAAAGGGUCAGUGAUGUUCUUCAUAAAUUCAAAUGUGUUUGCCAACAUUAGCUGCUGGAUGAGAAGUGUAACUUAGAGUAAUGAACAAUAAUAAUACAAACAAAACAAGACAUUACUCACUGUGAUGUAUGUCUGAUACACUAAACAUGAAGCUACCAGUUAGCUUAGCAUCAAGACUGUGAAUGUGGGGAGAAACAGCCGGGUCUUGUCCGAGGUUAAUAAAUCUGCAUCGUCACCCCCUGAAAGCUGGAAAGAUGCUAAGUUGGUGAUCGCUUUGAAUUUAGCUCGCAGGCAUGAGCGUGGCGUCAGAUCUUCAAGUCUGACUUUUGGAAAUUUGGGCAAGUCUUCCUUUUAAAGAUACAUGAUUUGAAAUGAGCUAAAAACAAACUGCAGUAUGGUCCUUUAAAUCAGACAUGAGCUGUUUAUUUACAGCAAGUGAAACACGUCUGAGUGGAAAUGUUUGCUUUACUUUUGAAAGCGCUUAACGUGGAAUUCUGAAUGAUUUCAGCCGGGAGGCGUCGCUUUGUGUUGUGGUAUUAAACUCAUAAUGUGCUUAGUUAUGCUCAAACAGAGAAUUUUCCGUUAAGUGCACUAUUGUAAAAAAUGUCAAAUCUCCUCAGGAUGUUGUUUACCAUGAUUGUUGGCUUGCUCUGCUGCCGAUCAUCACUGUAAAUAACCUCGCUGGUGUGUUUCCAUUGUCUGCCAGUUUCAGCAACGCUCCACCUUCACACUCAGGUUAUCUCACACAGUUUAGCAUCGUCAGGCAGCGAUAGAGGCGGCCUGGCACUCAGGCAGAUAACAUUUCAUUCCCUAAAUUGAGUUGAGGAAAGUGAAACUUCUACCAGUUUACCAUGGUAGAGAAUUCAUGUUUGUUUUGUUGGAGGACGGGAUGUGCAUCGGUGUCCGUUCAUGUAUAUUUUUGCCCUGAUACUGACUGGAUGGAAACAGAUCAGUGAUUUAAAAAAGAAGACAUCAGAACAAAAAAAAGAAUGUGUAGCUCAGAAAAGGACAAUGCUAUGCGAGGGAUUACUCACGAUAUUUUGACGAUAUUUAGGGCUCACCAUGCUUGCCACAGCGUUUCUUUGUUUUGUGCCAGAAGGAAACUCUUUUAAAAGACUAAUUGAAAAGCACCUUUGUAAAAGAAAAAAAAAACACAAUGCCAAAUACUACUUUUCUUUUUGCUAUUUUAGGGCAAACAUCCUCCACAAUAAUGUUUGCUGGAUGGAGUGUUAUCUUUUCAUUUUCUCUUUCUUUUUUUUUUUUUGUUCUUUCCAUCUCGCCCUUCUCUCGACCCCUGGGUGGUUAGAGGGAGUUUUAAGGCUGGUACUCUCCGAUCAGUGAGCACUACUCUGUGGAUACAGUGAAUGUGUAGAAAGCCUUGUAGUAUUGCAUUGUAUGUAAUGUAUAUAAUGAAUAAAGAUUGUAUUUUGUUCA